GACACCCAGCACAGCUGAGCGACACCAACCGCGUCCCUCCCGCGCCACUCACCAGAAUCAGUGACCUCCUGUGUGCCCAAUGGCACAGCCUCCCCUGCCACCACUGCUGUCUCUGCUGCCAGACAUGGCUGCCCAGAGAGUAGCCAUCAUCGGUGCUGGCGCCUCCGGCUUGUGCGCCCUGAAAUGCUGCCUGGACGAAGGGCUGACCCCCACCUGCUUCGAGAGGAGUGGGGACAUCGGGGGGCUGUGGCGGUUCGAGGAGAAGCCUGAGGAGGGCCGCGCCAGCAUCUACCGCUCCGUCAUCAUCAACACUUCCAAGGAGAUGAUGUGCUUCAGCGACUUCCCCAUCCCCGACGACUUCCCCAACUACAUGCACCACUCCAAGAUCAUGGAGUACUUCCGCAUGUACGCGCGGCGCUUCGACCUGCUCCGCCACAUCCGCUUCAGGACCAGUGUGCGCCGCGUGGCCAAGCGCCCUGACUUCGCCACCACGGGCCGCUGGGAGGUGGAGACCGAGAGCGAGGGCAAGCAGGAGUCAGCCAUCUUCGAUGCUGUGUUGGUGUGCACCGGGCACCAUUGUGAAGCACACCUCCCACUGCACACCUUCCCUGGACUAGACAAGUUUGAAGGCUGGUACCUGCACAGCCGGGACUACAAGAGCCCGCAGGCCUUUGCGGAGAAGCGGGUCAUUGUGGUCGGCACCGGGAACUCGGGCAUCGACAUCGCGGUGGAGCUGAGCCACGCAGCCAAGCAGGUGUUUCUCAGCACCAAGCGUGGGACAUGGGUGAUGCACCGGGUGGCAGAAGGUGGGUACCCCUUUGACUUCUCCUACCUCAGCCGCUUCACCCAGCUCCUCCAAAGCAUGCUGCCCCUCUCUGUGAGCAACUUCAUGGUGGAGAGGAAACUCAACAUGCGCUUUGACCAUGCUCUCUAUGGUCUGAAGCCGAAACACCGGGUCUUCAACCAGCACUUGACCAUCAACGAUGACCUGCCCAACCGCAUCAUUUCAGGCAGGGUGCGGGUGAAGCCGAACAUCAAGCAGUUCACAGAAACAUCUGCCAUUUUUGAGGAUGGCACUAAGGAAGACAUAGAUGCUGUAGUCUUUGCCACUGGGUACAGCUUCUCCUUCCCCUUCCUUGAGGAUUCUGUGAAGGUGAUGGAGAAUCAGGUCCCCCUCUACAAGUUUAUGUUCCCAGCUGACUUGGAGAAGCCGACGUUGGCUUUCAUUGGCUACAUCCAGCCUCUGGGAGCCAUCAUGCCCAUCUCAGAGAUGCAGAGUCGCUGGGCUACCCGUGUCUUCAAGGGUCUGCACAAGCUGCCACCAGCCAGCACCAUGCUGGCUGACAUCGCACAAACCAAGGACAAAAUAGCCAAGCGGUACGUGGCCAGCCGGCGGCACACCAUCCAGGUGGAUUACAUUCCCUACAUGGACGAGCUCGCCAGCCAGCUGGGUGCCAAGCCCAACCUGCUGAUGCUCUUCCUCACUGACCCCAGGCUGGCAGUGGAGGUGCUGCUGGGGCCCUGCACGCCCUACCAGUACCGCCUGCGUGGCCCAGGUGCAUGGCAGGGUGCCCGGGUGGCCAUCAUGUCCCAGCACCAGCGCGUUGACCAGCCCCUGCGAGGCACGGCCAGGCACCCAGUGCCACGCUGCAGCUCUGUGCCACACAUCUUCAAGGUCUUCUUCAGCCUCGGACUGAUCGUGGCCACGCUCAUCUACGUCUCUCUGUCCCCUUAGCCCCAGUGAAGGGGGCUGCUGGACAUCGCCUUCCUUUCCUUGG
Messenger RNA from Centrocercus urophasianus (Greater sage-grouse), 1778 nucleotides. Its product is annotated as flavin-containing monooxygenase 5-like. The transcript is spliced from 8 exons. The record is from RefSeq and is a predicted model, not a curated record. NCBI's taxonomy places the organism in Eukaryota, Metazoa, Chordata, Aves, Galliformes, Phasianidae. Gene Ontology annotation, molecular function: N,N-dimethylaniline monooxygenase activity; NADP binding; flavin adenine dinucleotide binding. Bases 80 to 1735 code for a protein of 551 amino acids.